This is a messenger RNA of Ochotona princeps (American pika), 3499 nucleotides long. RefSeq names its product coiled-coil domain containing 170 (gene CCDC170). The record is from RefSeq and is a predicted model, not a curated record. Gene Ontology annotation, molecular function: microtubule binding. The transcript is spliced from 11 exons. Gene Ontology annotation, cellular component: Golgi apparatus. The coding region runs from base 30 to 2180 and encodes 716 amino acids. NCBI's taxonomy places the organism in Eukaryota, Metazoa, Chordata, Mammalia, Lagomorpha, Ochotonidae. Gene Ontology annotation, biological process: microtubule cytoskeleton organization.
CGGAACGCCGUCGCGGGGCUCUGGCCGCCAUGAGUAGCGGCGGCUCCUCGGCCUGCAGGCGUCGGGAGGAGAGCAGCGGCGCCGCGGCGCCCCCGCCUGAGGAAACUUAUGAUCACCUUUUGGAAGUCCCGGUCACUCGGGAGCAGUUAAACCACUACCGGAAUGUGGCGGAAAAUGCUCGAAGCGACCUUGCGGCAACUUUGGUCAAGUUUGAAUGUGCUCAGUGUGAGCUCCGGGAUCUCCGCUCCAAGAUGCUUGCUAAAGAAGUUUGCUUUCAAGAGCUCAAAGCCGAAAUGGAGAGCUAUAAGGAAAACAAUGCCAGAAAAACAUCCCUCCUCACUUCUUUGAGAGACAGAACGCAGGAGCUGGAGGAAGAAUCUGUUGCACUUGCCAUGUCUAAAACUAAAGCAGAAAUCAUGGCUCAGGCUGCAGCGAAGGAGAACCAGGAACUCAGGAAAACAGCUGUGCAACUCGAUGAGAAGUUCCGAAAGUGUUUGAAGGAAAACGAAGAGAAUAAGGCCCAGAUCUCAGAGAGCUGCAGGAAACAUCAGGAAUUUCUCACCCAGCUGCAUGACUGCUUGGAUCCAGACAAGAAGGAAGAAAAGACAUCGGAUGAGGAAGUCAUUGUGAAGCUUAGGGAACUGUGCAAGGAAAACGCUGUGCUGAAAGGAAGGAUUGUAACUCUUGAAGAGACUAUAAACGUCCAUGAGAUGGAGGCAAAAGCUAACAGAGAAACGAUCAUGCGGCUGGCUUCCGAAGUCAACAGAGAGCAGAAGAAAGCUGCCUCCUGGGCUGAAGAGAGAGACCAGUUGGAGCAGGACUUGCUCAGUGCUGUAAAAGCAAAAGAAGCUCUUGGAAAGGAAGUUAAAAUCCUGGAAGAAAGGCUGCAUGCGGGCCAGCGGGCCUGGGAGGCCUCGAGGCAGGAGCUGAGCGUCCUGCAGAAAAGCUCGUGCGAGUUGGAGAGAAGUCUAGAGGCAGCCACUGCCUCCCAGAGGCAGCACUCCUCAUUUCGGGAGAAAAUCGCAGCCCUCCUGAGUGGCAGCGCGGGCGUCACUGGGUCCACAGAGGACGCCCUCUUGGAGAGGAUUCGAGAGAUGGGCAGCCAGGAAGACACCAGCAAAAGGGUGAUUUCCCAGUUGGAAGCCCAAAUUUCUGAGCUUAUUGGACAGCUGGGCGAGGAGUCCGGGUCUCGCCAGAAAGCUCUCCAGAGGGCGCAGAAUGCAGAAAACAAGUCAGAGAUUCUUCAGGCUCAGCUAACACACCUGGAGGGAGAGCUGGUUUCUGGGGAUGUUUUGCGAGACAGCUUGAAUUUCGAGAAACAAAAAUAUCUUAAAUUUCUGGAUGAGCUUUCAGAGAAAAUGAAAUUGGACCAGAUGGCUGCUGAACUUGGCUUUGACAUGCGUCUGGACGUAGUUUUAGCUCGCACGGAGCAGCUGGUCCGCCUUGAGAGCAACGCAGUCAUUGAAAACAAGACAAUUGCCCACAACUUACAGAGGAAGCUGAAGACUCAGAAAGAAAGGCUUGAGAGUAAAGAACUGCACAUGAACCUCCUUCGGCGGAAAAUAACCCAACUGGAGGAGGAGAAGCAGGUGCGCACGGCCUUGGUGGUGGAGAGGGAUGAGGCCCAUCUCACCAUCCAGAAGCUGGAGAAGAAGGUGGAGAGGUUGCAGAAGGAUCUGAAUAUGUGUCGGUACUCAAACACAGAGCUCAAAGCCAAGCUGGCUGAUACCAAUGAGCUUAAGAUUAAAACUCUGGAACAGACCAAAGCCCUUGAAGAGCUAACUAAAUCCAGGGACAAGCUGGAAAAGAUGAAGGAGCGAGCUGAGAAAAAGCUGAUGUCAGUCAAGUCAGAACUGGAUACCACAGAACAUGAUGCUAAGGAAGACAAGGAAAGGGCCAGAAACAUGAUGGAAGUGGUAACGAGGGAAAUGAAGACACUAAAGAAAUCUCUGGAAGAAGCGGAAAAGAGAGAAAGGCAGCUGGUGGACUUCAGAGAGAUUGUGUCUCAGAUGUUGGGCUUAAAUGUGACCAAUCUUGCUCUUCCCGAUUAUGAAAUCAUCAAACGUCUUGAAAGACUGAUCCAUUCACAUCAGCAUCACUUUGUCACCUGUGCCUGCCUCAAAGAUGUGACUCCUGGGCAAGAUGAACACCUGCAAAGCCACGUGAAAUUUCUUCAUUGAGUACUUGUGUCUCAUGAGGGAGGUGGGGCUCAGAGAUGGGGCAUAAGUCCACGUGUGUCUUAAAUGUAGUCUGUGUGUGAAUCUAUGCUCUGAUCAUGUAGUGACAAUGCAUAAUUGGCUAAAGCAUCUCAAAGGUACCAGCCUUCGGCAAUUGUUCAGCAGUAAAAACACCUGUUAUUUAACUUGCCGUCACCUUGGGACUGAGGAUAAUUCCACUAGGUUGCAUGUAUGCACUUGGAAAUGUGAGUAGGGGAUAACAUGUUCUUGGUGUCUGCUUAUGAGUCAGCUGAUUUAAUGCUCAUAAGGGCAUGUGGAGAAACUUUAAUCACUUUGUUUGGCAACCUCUCUGGGGCUAAGUACGAUAUUGCUUUCUCAAGAUUCAGUUGGCUCCACAUCAAAGGCCAUGCUUCUCCUUCUCCUUCAAGAAGCUUCAGUGUCUCCCGAAUCUUUGUGGUGUUGGUAGAAAUCACCUGCAUAAGGAAGGAAACCUUCCUGUGAUCAUGAAAUUAAGUCCCAAGUAACAUAUUUGUGAUUGUAACCUAUGCAAUCUUUCUAAAAGGCAGGAUACUUAGGUACCCAUCCAGGAAGACAGUUAACCUGUUUUAAAUGUUGCUAAUGGAUCAUACCCGGUGGUAAUUUCCUGUUGGUUUGGGAGGAAGAGAGACAGAGAGAGGGUUUGCUUUCCAAAUGCCUACAAUGGCUGGAGUUGGUUCAGGCUAAAGCUAGGAACUCAUGGGUGGCAGAAGCAAACUAUGUCAGCCAUCACUGGCAAAUUCUGUCAAGGUAAACUACAGAGCCAGCCGAAUCUUUGCUGAGAGUGCUCCCAUGACUCCUUCAGCCUUUGGUAGACUUCAGCUACCUGCUAAUGCAGAUACUGAUAGAUAGCAGCUUGAAUUUGCCCCCUGUGCCAGCAUCUGCCAGCUGAUGUUAUGAUAAAACCCAACCAACCCAUACCCACUCUGACUUAUGCAUGCACCAGAAGGAAGAGUCAACCCAGUCUGAUUUUCCCCUAGUCCAGUUCAUAUGAGGCCACCAGGUGUUGUAGCCCUGCCCAACCUGGUCUGCCCCCAUCCCAACUCAAGCUCUCCAGUGUGAGUGGGAUCCAGCAGGGGAGCCCCACACAGCCCUCCUACCAGCUUUGCCUCCUCCCCCCUUGGUCUCAUGUGUACUGGUUUGGUGCUGCAGCCCAGCCAGCAUGAUGUACCUCACCUCGGCUUUUGCCAGUGGGUGCUGUGCUUGUAUUUGCAGUGGGUAAUAAGAACUGAUCCAGCCUGGUUUGCCCCCGACCUGUGCCAAAUGUAUGGCAGUAGGUAUCGUUC